AAUAUAAUUAGUCUAUUCUGUCUAUUCCAUUAUUUUUAGUACAUUGUGACCCGUUAAAAUGGUAGAAGCUAACAGUUUCUACCAAGUGGCUAAAAAUGAAAUUUUCGGCAGAUUUAUCGUCGCGUCCAAAAACAUCAAACAAGGCCAGUUAAUCCUCAAAGAAAACCCCGUGCUUUUGUGCCCCCAAGUCGGGGGCCCCAUCAUUUGCUUCAACUGUUGUGCCCAACUCAAGAAACUGUUCUUUUGCCCCGACUGUCGCAUCGCAGUGCUGUGUAACCCCAAUUGCAAAAACCAAUUUCACAACUUACAAGAAUGCACAGCUCUCAAAAGCCUGCCAAUCAAUCACGAUGAUGUUUUAUCGAAUCCGGAAAUUGUGACACCCUUACGGUGCCUCCUGUGGCGGCAAUUUAAUAAAAAUCAACUGGAAAAUUUUCUACAACUUGAAGCACAUUUAAAUUUCCGACGAGAUUCACAAAUCUGGCGUCGAAAUCGCGUCAAUAUCGAGGACGUUCUCUUCAAGUUAAAAAUACUUGACGAGAGUGAUUUGAAGGAGGAAGUGGUGCAAAAAAUUUGCGGUAUUCUUGAUAUCAAUACUUUUGAUGUCCGACAACCGCAACGAAACCGAUUAGGGUUUAAUCAGGCGGAAAAUUUGAGAGGGUUGUACUUAAGGGCAGCCCUCAUGGCUCAUGAUUGUGUCGCAAAUACACAUUUGGCCGUUGAUGACGACUUUGUCUUGUAUGUGCAUGCCGCUGUUGAUAUUCCGGAAGGGAGUCCCAUUUAUUUUAAUUAUACAGAUGUUCUUCAGGGUAACGAUGAGCGAAAACGCCGAUUACUCAACGCCAAACACUUCGAAUGCCAAUGUUCGAGAUGUCGCGAUUCCACCGAAUUCGGCACCGAAAUGAGUUCCUUAAAAUGCCCUAGAUGCCACAAGGGCCUUCUACGUCCAAACCCUUGGCAGUGUUCAUCAUGCCAACGCAUUUUCCACGACUCUCUCAUUAAAAUGACAGUCACAGAAUGCCGACGACGAAUCGAUGAAUUCGAAACUCCCACCAUUGAAAAUUUGGAAAAAUUCCUGAAAAAACUAAGCUUCACGUUCCACCCCCAACACUACUUGGUUUUAGAAGUGGAGCAAAACUUGGUCCGUCUCUACUCACAAGCCGCCCCAAGUACGAAAAACUUGAACCGAAAAAUCGAACUCUGCAUCAAACUUUUGGACAUUUUCCAAAAAAUCGAGCCCGGGAUUUCACGAAUUCAGGCCAUUGCCAUGUACGAACUCCAUUCAGCUGUGGCAAAUUUGGCCCAAAAGUGCUACAAUAAUAGGGAGUUUGGGAUUGAAGAGUUUGUCAAAAAGUUACUAACAGCUGAAAACAUUUUGAAAAAUUCGAUCAAGUACCUCCUCUACGAACCCAUGAAGAGUCCUGAAGGACGACUCGCACAGAACGCUCUCUCAGAGCUGAAAAUGUUGCGUUUGUCGAUUAAUAACAUCCAACUGGGGGAGAAAAAGAAAGAGACCAGAAAACCCAAGAAGAAAAAAUAGUUUUUAUUACUACAGUGUUACAAUAAAUCACGCAGUUUGUAUAAGUA
Molecule: messenger RNA, 1584 nt
Organism: Tribolium castaneum (red flour beetle)
Lineage: Eukaryota; Metazoa; Arthropoda; Insecta; Coleoptera; Tenebrionidae
Product: SET domain-containing protein SmydA-8
Exons: 5
Coding region: 59-1537 (492 amino acids)
Molecular function (GO): protein binding
Source: RefSeq, a predicted model, not a curated record